GUUCAUCUUAUUACAACAAAUAGCCCCAGUAUACUAAAAAAAUCUUAACCACAACCGUUAACUGAAUUGACGACUCGUCUUUGAGAUAUUCGCAAAGUAAUUUUAAAAGGAGCUUAAGGUUUGGCAAACAGAAAAGGCUCUAAAACAAACGAGCCUUUCGUCACGUAUUCAUUCUGACUAUAAAAAUCAUCCAUUAGGAGUUUUCUUCUACUGCUCAAGAAUAGGAGCUCAAUUGCUUUUUUCUUUUUCUUUAAGGGUGAUUGAUUUUCCUCAUAGGGAUUCUAAUCUGAUAAUCACUUCCUAUGCAAUAACCCUUCGUCUCAUGGCCAGUUAGAAGGUAAAAAAAAAAGAGAUUUUGUUAUUAUUGUUCUUAUUUUCGCCAGACAGAAGAAGGUUCUGGUCUGAAGAGAAUCCAACUCAAAUCCCUUUCCUAAAAUUUCUCUUGUUUCACUGUUAUAAUAUACCUUACUUUUGACAUUCCAGUUAUCCCCAAUCCAUUCGUUACGCUUUUUACGACUACCUUUUUUUUUUUUUUUUUUUUAAGCUUUUGGUCUUUGUCUUUUCAACUGAUCAUAUCUUCGUCCUUCACCAUUCCCAUAGUCCAUGGGCAGUCAGCAAUCACUACUCCAAUUAAAGAAUGCUUCCUUACGAUUAACUGAGGAUAAGAACAUCCCCAGGACGGAUAAUAUAUGGGAAAGCUUUUGGUCCUUACCGGAAAGCUUGGAAGAGGUGCUAGAACAAAUUUCUGUUGUUGAUGUUCGAAAUGCGCUAAGUAAAGCACCGGAAAACAUACAUAUGCUGGUUGAUAUACUAUUCAAGAAGCUGGUUUCUUUGCAGACGGAUAGUGAUUUUUCUAUACAUUCUAAUGACCUUGCGACAAAACAUGUCCUGAAUAGCAUGCGUGUAUUGACCAGAUUAAUACCCCUUUUGUUUGAGUCUCCAGAAUGCGCUUCUUGGUUUAACAAGUACAUGUGGUUACCGCAGGAAAGCGGGAUACCCCGAGGUGUUAAUAUUAUGGACACUAUCAUAAACUAUCUAUUUCUGACUAAUUUUACAAUCCCUCCCAUUGACGAAUUCACAAAAGGAGUUAGAUACUGUAUUUGGGAAACUGGUAUUGCAUGCCAGUCUCCCUUGAAUAAAGAAGUAAACUUUAUGGCGAAUUCUGUCGAGGUUCUUCGUCUUUUGUUAGCGCUCUUUUCCGAAAGUCUAUAUGUAAAUGAUGACAGAUCUAGUCUUUGCUGUUUUUACAUUGCAGCCCAUCCAAACAGACGGUUAACAUUAUGUUUGAUAUGUUCUUUACUAAACACAACAAUGCGUUUCAACACAUUAUGUUGGAAACCCGAGUUUGUUCCAUCCAAUCAAUUUUCCCUACACAUGUCGUUAAUUGAAAACUCUCUAUCUACAUUGCUUGUGAUUCUCUCUGAAUGUAGAUUUCAGUCGUUACCUGACUUUAAUAGCUAUUUUCGAGGAAAUAAUGUGAAGCCUUUCAACCAAUUUUCUUCGUUGUUGUCAAGCUUGCACUCCAUGUCAGAUUUCCAAGUUAUUAUAGACGGAAUAAGUCGAUUACUAUAUCCUCCAAUGCAAUCUGACAUUCCAAAAAAGGAAUCUUUGGUUAUGUAUGAUUAUUACCCAAUGGUAUUAUCACUGUGUAUGUUAAUAGUUCAGUAUAACAAAAAUUUCUGUUUGUUUCUGAUAGAAACUGAUUGUGCCACUGAUUUAUUUAUUUUCUUAGUUUAUUUGAGCUUCGAGUACGUUGAAAAUCCCGGUACAAUCAAUCAUCUGAGAUUGUGUGCGAUGUUAUUUAAACUGUUAUUAAGUGAGCCCGUCUUUUGUCAUAAGCUGAAUAGAAGAUUUCAGCAACAUGCAGGUUUACCUACAAAUAUGAGAGUUCCUUUCCACGAUGGUUCAUUUGCUGAUUUUACUGUUAUUGCAUUUUCAAUAUUGCUGCAGUCAAUGAGAGAUUGCCAGUGGGAUGUGAUGGAGAUUUUAUCAGCGUCUCUUUGUCAUCUUUCCCUUUAUAUAAAAGAGAUAAAUCAUAGCGCUAGCAAGUUACUUUUAAACGUUUUUCAGGGAGCCUCUCAACCUGGAUUUCUCGUUGCAAACGAAAAUAAUUACAUUAUUCUUUGCAAUAUAGUUGGUACUAUCAGCAACAUGCUACAAAUUCAUUUUUCUGUGAAUCCGUUCCUUACAUAUACCCUUGUCAUCUAUUCUCACUAUGUGGAAACGCUUAACUUGUACGCAUUUGGGGAUAUAAUGAGAGUGAGACAGUCAAGUCCCAACCUUGAAUCGUUGUAUUGGAGUUGUAAUGGUAAAACCUAUUCCAGUAGAGCGUUUGAUGCUAUACUAUUUGCAGCUUUUCGUGUUAUCAAAGUUCAAAAAGAACUUUACAAACCCGACUUUGCUGAGAAGGUAGCUGGUGUUAAAUUCCCUUCCGCUGUAUCUGAUUCAAAAUUGAAAGACGAAAAAGAUCAACUACGAAAAAACAUUAAACCUGGAAUUACGGGUGUGAAUAUUAUGGAUAGUCCCGCCAGAUUACGGCCAAAGCUGCAUCAAAAAUUGGCUGAGGAUCUAGACUCCUUAAAGUCCCAAGAAGCAAAAUCUGAUAAUAAGAAGCCGAAAAGGAAUGUGUUGGCUCAUGCGGUCGACUAUAGCUUUAAGCCUACGCAACGAUGGUGGGAUAGUUGGUCGUCAAAGAUGAAUCUUCAACCGCUGCUUAAUGUGGUUAAGACCUUACGUCCAACACUCUCUGAAAUGAAGCAACGCGACUGUUCCACAAUUGAAAUAUUAUCUACAUUAAGGAAUCAAAAGUUUUAUCGAACAACAAAACCCAUCGUUCCCAUGUAUCACGAUACGAUAUGGGAGAAAAGACAAUGUGAGUCUACUCAAGCCUUUGCGUGGAAUCUGAUAUACGAUUUGGAUAGCCCGGAACGACAAGGGCAAGGUAUAUGGACGAAGACGAAUGUGAACGCUAUGGCAUCAACCGCAACAAAAGUGACUUAAUGUUAUUUCUCAUAUCUGGUUUUACCGCUUGGGGAAUUUACUCUAUGGUAUAAUACUAUUCUUUAUUGACUAUGUAACAAAACAAAAAAUUAUAUUUACUUAUUCUUUGUUAAACUUUGCAUAAUUCAUUCA
Messenger RNA from Schizosaccharomyces cryophilus OY26, 3132 nucleotides. RefSeq names its product dymeclin 1. Gene Ontology annotation, cellular component: Golgi trans cisterna; membrane; Golgi medial cisterna. The coding region runs from base 604 to 3000 and encodes 798 amino acids. The record is from RefSeq and is a predicted model, not a curated record. Lineage: Eukaryota; Fungi; Ascomycota; Schizosaccharomycetes; Schizosaccharomycetales; Schizosaccharomycetaceae. The transcript has 2 exons.